Messenger RNA from Plectropomus leopardus (leopard coralgrouper), 2746 nucleotides. It is a transcript of the gene ubn1, whose product is annotated as ubinuclein 1. Gene Ontology annotation, biological process: chromatin organization. Gene Ontology annotation, cellular component: nucleus. The record is from RefSeq and is a predicted model, not a curated record. NCBI's taxonomy places the organism in Eukaryota, Metazoa, Chordata, Actinopteri, Perciformes, Serranidae.
GCCCUCCAAGCCUCGGCGUGACUCACGCCAGAGUCCGUUUGUGUUGUCAGCUGUGAUGGCUGAAUCUCGGAGGGUUCAGUUGACCACGUUGUCCUGUGAUGUAGGCCUACCUUCAUCCCCUGUAAAGCCGGCCUCGACCCAAAAGCCUCCGCCAGGUGUUCAACGGGGGAAAGAAAGCGGCCCAGACCAGCCCGAGGACACCAAAACAGUCCGGCUGAUGCUCACUUUAUUCGAGCCUGACGAGAGCAACUUUCCGGAGUUCAGCUACAGUCAGCUCAUUGACAGCGAGGACACUGAAGUCACACUGAACAGAUUCGAAGAAGAUGAAAAGAGAGAAAAUGAUGAGGUUGCUGCUAUUGCAAGGAAGUUGGAGGAAAAAUAUGGUGGCAAACCUAAGAGACAGAAGGACCGCAUUCAGGACUUGAUCGAUAUUGGCUAUGGUUAUGAUGAAGAGGAUUCUUUCAUUGACAACUCUGAGGCUUAUGAUGAAUUCGUGCCAGCUUCCAUCACAACUAAAUUUGGUGGAUUCUAUAUAAAUUCGGGCAUACUGCACUUCCGCCAGGCUUCUGAAACCGAGGACCUCACCACAGAAGAGAAAACGCCUCAGUCCUCAAAAAAACGUAAAAUCAGUGGCAGACAGGAUAAGACCAAAAAGAAACGCUGCAGAGAAGCUGGAGAGAUGAUAAGCAAUGCAGAUCUAAAAUCAAGCACUUUGUCUGAAAUUGGACCGAAUGAUGAGAUGAAGAAGAAAAAGAAAAAAAGGGCUGCUGGCACAUUAAGCGUCACCAGCAUGUUGAAGAAGUUUCAAAGAGAGAAGGAGAAGGAACGACAGAAGAUGGAGAAGAUGAACCCAAGGCCAGCUGCGUUCAUGGGCGCAGUCACUAUCCCUCUGUGCCCGGCAGAUGCAGCUGGGGGUGGAGGUUCAGGACUCACUGACCCUCUCCUCAGUUUAAUUGGAUCAACCAACGACCAUGCUCUAAUCCAAGCAGCCAACACAGCGGUUUUUGAUAUUGAUUUAGACUCUUUAUUAGACGUCAGUGAAGGGACUUUAUCACCAAAGAUGGCUCCUCAACCUGCAACAGAGCUUUUCACACCCAAAACAGAUGAUUCGAUCCUGAUCACUCCCAGUCUUACCCAGUCUGAUGCUGCUCCAGAGGUCCAACCUCCAAAUUCAAAGAGUAAUUUGCAGCUUCAGCCUCAUUCAGAGGAAGUCCAGCUCCUGACACAAACUGGUUUUACCCCAUCUCAUCAGUGUGUCCCGUUGCCAGAGGGACUCCCCCCAGAACUGGAAGACAGCAUUCGAAAACUCAUGGUGAUUGCCAAGACCUCAGAGGGAGAGUCAAAACUCAAGUUCUUCACUCCGGAGAUCAACUCAGUCCUGUUAGAAAUUGAGUUGCAGUGUCGGGAACAGGGCGGCCAGUUGCGCUCCAGAGUGUACACACACCUGUCAUCUUUCCUGCCCUGCAGCAGAGAGACACUCCUCAAACGUGUGAAGAAACUUUUACUCACACACAUGAAGGAGGAAACCCCUGACAUGAAAGAUCCUGUGCAGAAACUGAAGGAGGCCAUCGGUAAAGCUAUGCCUGAGCAGAUUGCAUGUUUUCAUGAAAACUGCCGUGCGUAUGAUCAAAUCAAGACUUCAAAGGAGGAGGAGAAAGACGGCAAACAGAAGGUAAACGUAGGCUCAGAGGACAACGUGGAGGACAAAGGUGGGAAAAGAGGAGGUCCAAAGAAGUUGUUCAAAUGGAACGAAGAAAUCAGUGAGAGUUUGUGUGAUGUGUUACGGGUGAAAAUGGAGAGAUACGAAAAGGAAAGGAAAGGGAGUCAGGAGAUGGAGGAGUACCUGAAGACCUUGUUGGACAAUGAGGUCAAACCGCUUUGGCCAAAAGGGUGGAUGCAGUCUAGGGUGCUGCUAAGGGAGAGCAGGAAAAUGUUGAGCCCCUACACAUCAUUACCAGUAAAGAAGGCCCGGCCUGAGAAGAGGCAGCCAGCUAUCGCUGGCCCUCCAGCUAUAUUGGAUGGCUGCACUGUUCUCCAGGGCUCUCCACCAGUGAUAGGACCCCCACAAGAAGCAGACAAUGUCUUUAUCAAGAGCUCAAAUAUCUCCAAUUCUAUGCCACUUGGAGCUGAAAAGAAGGAAGCUGCUGUCUUGAUAAAAAUGGAGGGUAAAACAGGAGGAGAGGUGGCAGUAGAUGCUGGUUCCUCUACACCUGCAGACAAACCUCUGAUCACCACUACAUCUGCUCCAACAAAUUCCCCUCUGGAUCUCCUUGCUGAUCAAGCGCUGGCUCGGGAACAACCUUUUCCAGUUCCCCAGGAGCUCCUAUCAGUAGCUGUUGCAAAAUACAAACGUUCAGUUCAGCACUGGAGCUUUGGGGUGGACAUUAAUAGUCCUCCUCUUCCUCCUCCGCCUCCUCAGUCCAGCCCAGUCGGUUUCCCACUCAGUGGAGUCUGUCAUGGUUUGCCCCAGCUGCUGCAGGCUAAAGACUUUGCCCGGCCCAUGGAUGGUCAUGUGCAGAUCAUCUCUGAUGAUGAUGACGUCGUUAUUAUACCGUGACAACUCCUAAUGCAGACACACACUGUGAGUGGUUUCCUUGCAGAUGGACUGGACACAUGAUGGGAUUCUACUGUGAUAAUGACACUUUGACUCACUUGUAUUUGAAAGGCUUUGUUUAAAAUGUGAAUUAUUUACUUUGGAUAAUAAAUAAUUAAGGGCUUGCAUGUUGUGUAGCCUUAAGUUUUAAAA